AUGACAACCAGGACCACUUCUCAGGCGCCUGCUUCUGCUGUCAAGCCAUCACCGCUGGCUUGCACUGAAUGUCGAUCAAAGCAUUUGAAAUGUGAUGGAAUCCAGCCUGUCUGCUCACGAUGUGCUGCCUCUAACAUCGCAUGCAACUACACGCCUUCACGGCGAGGCUGCAAAGGAAUUCCGAAAAAACGACGCAAACUUAAUUCUGAUCACCCAACACAAGAUCCCCCAUCAAGCUCAUCGACUCAGUCACCCAUCCCAGCACCACCUAUUGCUGAUGCUAAACCCGAACAAUCAAAUUGGCAGAGCCAUUUAAGCACUCUUACUGCAAGCAAUUUACCCAACACGUCAGAUGCUGUCAGCAUCGCAUUCGAUACGCCGUUGAUCGAUUCUGGUCCGGCAUUCAUGCUAAGCAAUCAAGUCUCAACCUCGGUAUUGAACACUCAACAACAGAGUCAACCACCAUCGAACCCAGGCAUGGAACAUGUUGUGAACCUGUACUAUUCGAAUUUUCAUCCAGCACAUCCCAUUUUGCUCCCUCGUCACAUGUAUGGCCAGAACUAUCCUUCCUACCUUCACUCGGUUGUCCAAUUCAUUGGAAGUCACUAUUCGACAUCUCAAUCCAGCGACUCCUUCCGAACGCAAACAGCAGCCGCUCUCAAGGACAACUCGCAAAGAUCGGUCUACAUGGUUCAAGCUCGCCUUCUAUUCGCCAUCGCGAUACAUGCUAGAGGCGAGCCGAAUGAGGGACAGGCGAUGCUUAGAGAUGCUAUAGAUCUAGCGAUCAGCCUUGGUAUGAACACGAAAGAUUUCGCGAUGCUCAACAGCGGUUCAUCGUCAUGCCUAGAAGAAAGCUUUCGUCGCACAUGGUGGGAGUUGUUCGUAGUAGAAGGCAUUAUGUCCGCUAUUCAUCGCGUACCAACCAUGAAGACUCGAUCCGUUGCUUCCGAGGCCUUACUGCCAUGCGAAGACUCGACAUAUACAGACGGUGCUUGUUUCUCUGAUGGGUCAUCCCUGGCUCAAUUCACUGAUCGACACUUUGCCGAAGAAGAGAUCAGCUACUCCUCGUCUUGCUACCGCAUUGAGGCUGUUCAGAUCUUGUCCAGAGUUCUGUCGAUUGCAAACGCCGAGGCUCAUCCGGAUGAGGUACAAGCGAUUGACAAUUCCCUUGCAGCAUGGUCACACUAUGUGCCUCCGGAAAAGCGAGAUAUCAUCUCGAAUUCUGGAGAAGUCGAUGAGCUUCUAUUCCAGGCACAUAUGCUUAUUCACUGGGCAACUAUCCUACUGCACAUGCCCCGAAGUGAACUUCUUUCGGUCCAUCCAGCUACUGCGGAUAUCUUCUGUGCCAAGGGCGACAAGCAAAUGCCGUCCACAGAUACAAAACAUGCUCAUGCGAGUAAAGCCACAGAUGCGUCCAAAGAGUUGUCAAAUCUAGCUGCUCUCCGCUGCCCGGUACAAAAACACACUCCCUUCUUUAUCUGCGCUCUCGUCAUCGCAUCAGUGGUGCAAUUGGCCGCUUGUACUCUCCACAAUUGUCGCUGCAUGUACCAGCAUCGCGAUCGCAUCACUUUGGUCGUGGGUCUGCUCAAAUCACUCAGCUUGAGCUGGGCAUGUGCUGGUUCAGUACUCGUAAAGAUCAAGAAGAUUGCAGCGAAAGUGAUGAAAUCUGAGCAUUGCACAAUGACUGUUGCCUCCACUCAGUGCGAUAGCUGCACAGAUAGUGGCUUAGGCACGAGCAUAGGUGCCGAAGAUGUGCCCUGGAUGGAGUUUUUCGAUGAUCCUGUUAUGUCUUUCGAGGGCUUUGCACCUGGACCGACCCUAUUCGAGCAAGGCUGA
Aureobasidium melanogenum CBS 110374 is the source of this 1836-nucleotide messenger RNA. RefSeq lists its product as uncharacterized. The transcript has a single exon. Gene Ontology annotation, molecular function: zinc ion binding; DNA-binding transcription factor activity, RNA polymerase II-specific; DNA binding. The coding region runs from base 1 to 1836 and encodes 611 amino acids. Lineage: Eukaryota; Fungi; Ascomycota; Dothideomycetes; Dothideales; Saccotheciaceae. The record is from RefSeq and is a predicted model, not a curated record. Gene Ontology annotation, biological process: regulation of DNA-templated transcription; DNA-templated transcription.